AUGGUCAAAUUAUUUGGAGACCCUCUUACGGACAAGGCCCCUCCAGGUUUGUACGCCCAGGUGCCACACGAGCAAGCGCCCGUUGGAUGCAAUUUAUCUACCCCAAUUCAGACAAACAACACAUUCAACAACAUGCUUCUAGGGGACCAGACAUUCCCGAUUUGGCCUCUUCCAUACCUGGUGUGGGUCACUCGGGAUGGGGGUGUGGAUGCCGGAAUAGCAUUGAACCACACUCAAAAUAGCCAAAUCGUUUGUGGGCCUGAUCCGGUGCAAAAUCCGACACAGUUCUACUUCAACCCGCCCAAAAUCAAGCUGUUUGCGUUCACAGCAUCUGACUGGGCUGAUGUAGACGUAAAUAUCGCGCGGAAUUCGAAACUAGCGACUGUUCUACAUGUAUCUGGAAAAUCCCGUGACCCCAGGACUUCCCGUUUGGUGGUGCCCUUAGUAUAUGGCAUGGGAUUUGUCACGGGCAUUUACGAGAAUGAGUGGCCAGUGAUAAAUUCUGCUGUUGGGAUACAAGAAUUCCGUAAAGUGGGGAUCGUAAAUAAACACCGUGCUGCCAAGUACUAUGUGAAGUUAUUUGACCAGGUCGUAUGGUCAUUGUACAUCAGUGUUAAUGGCGGAGCUGAGUUCACUUUAUCAGAUCCACACCACAUAAGGGCAGACCGCCCCGUAACCAAGUGUGUGGUUCAGUUGGCAAGAGGGGAGACGGCCAUUUAUGACACUUGUUGUCAAAGAUAUCCUGUCGAUGUGAUUCUUUCGGGGGAAGUUGAUAAAUCACUGAAAACUGGGUACUAUGCGCUAAACUAUCAAAUGGAAGGUGAAUCUCAGUCUGGCUCAGGAUUAGUCUUUGUGCUCCCGCAUAUGCAAGAGGAGUUGGCGCCGGAGAUACGUUCCAAGUUUUCAGGCUUGAUCUUGGACUCACCCACGAAAGGAGUGAUGAGAGGAUAUGUCUCCGAUGUGAUUGCCAUGAACCUCAAUAAUCUCCCAUUUGAUAUUGGGUUUAAGCCUUGGACUGGGGUACAGGGGUAUUUCUAUAGCGGGGCAAAUUACACCGAUGAAAUCAAGAGCUUGAUCACGUCUGUUGCGGCGAAUGAGGCCAGUCAAGACGUGACAGGCAUGUGCGACUUGGACUCAAUGUACUUUGCUGGCAAAAUGUUGGAUAAGUUUGCCCAAAUUGCGUAUGUGGCACAUUUCAUCGUUAGGAGCUCGGAUGUCACUCUGAAAAUUUUGCCCCAAAUCAAAGCUGCAAUUGAGAAAUUCGCUGCAAACCAUCAAAAAAAACCAUUGGUGUAUGAUGUGUCUUGGAAAGGGCUCAUUUCCUCAGGUGGUCCAGAUGAGGAUUUUGGAAACUCGAACUACAAUGACCAUCAUUUUCAUUAUGGAUAUCACGUACAUGCAAUUGCGUUAGUGGCCAUCAUUGAUCCUCGAUGGCUCGACGAAAACGGGGGCCUUAUAAGAAACUACGCGGUGACGCUUGUGCGGGAUUAUGCUAAUUUUUCGAACCGGGACCCGUUUUUUCCGCAAACCCGAAAUUUCGACUGGUUCCAUGGCCACUCAUUUGCGCAUGGUAUAUUUCCCAGUGGCGAUGGGAAAAACGAGGAGUCUUCUUCGGAAGAUUAUCACUCCAUACAUGCUUUGCAGCUUUUGGGUAAGGUCUUGGGCAAUGAUGAACUAGAGGCCCAUGCUUGCUUGAUGUUGCGUAUCAUGAAAACCUCGCUUAAUAUGUAUAUGCUCUUCAAGGACGACAACCAGCAGCAACCCGUGAAUUUCAGAGGAAACAAAGUGUCCGGCAUUUUGUUUGAAAAUAAGGUUGACUUCGCCACGUUCUUUGGGCGUGGAACUGUUGGGGAUGAGUUCAUACAUGGAAUCCACAUGAUUCCAAUCACACCGGUCUCAUCAUACAUACGUGAUCCUAUUUUUGUAAGGGAGGAGUGGCAAGAAAAAUUAGCAGGCAUAGUGGACAGAAUCCCGGAUGGCUGGCAAGGCUUACUCAGGCUCAACCAGGGUCUUUUUGAUCCACCGACAGCAUGGAAAUGGUUUGCCAGAUCUGACUGGAAUCCGGCUUUGAUCGAUGGUGGUAUGUCCCGGACCUGGUCAUUGGCAUAUCUUGCCGGAAUUGGCGCCGCACAGUAA
This is a messenger RNA of Metschnikowia bicuspidata var. bicuspidata NRRL YB-4993, 2136 nucleotides long. It is a transcript of the gene ACF2, whose product is annotated as Acf2p. Gene Ontology annotation, molecular function: glucan endo-1,3-beta-D-glucosidase activity; endo-1,3(4)-beta-glucanase activity. The transcript has a single exon. Gene Ontology annotation, cellular component: cell surface. NCBI's taxonomy places the organism in Eukaryota, Fungi, Ascomycota, Pichiomycetes, Serinales, Metschnikowiaceae. Bases 1 to 2136 code for a protein of 711 amino acids. The record is from RefSeq and is a predicted model, not a curated record.